This is a messenger RNA of Brugia pahangi, 345 nucleotides long. Lineage: Eukaryota; Metazoa; Nematoda; Chromadorea; Rhabditida; Onchocercidae. The record is from the annotation of a GenBank genome assembly.
AUGUUCAAUACGAGGAGAGUUGGUCCUCUGAAUUCAUCAACGCCAAAAAUGAAAUUAUCUCGCACAAAAUCUGACUCGUUUGAAUCGAAUCACACCGAGCCACUAUCAACUUUUUCACCACUUGGUUUUUCAUCAAGUUUUGCAUAUGGUGAGCAAGAAAUGACGCAGAUAUCGGCGAAAAAAGGCACUAUAUCUCAAACGAUACCUUUGCUUAAGAAAAAGAGUUUUCCGCGACGUAAUUCACAGUCACGAUCACGUGGUCAUAAAUUGCGUCGUUCGACACCACAAGUUUGGAAACAUCAGCGAAGUCCAGUGGAACUAUUUCUGGUACAGGAAAUUUCAUGA